GCUUUUUCAUAAUACACAUUCUUUGAAGGAAUAGCCUUGUUUAAUUAAAUGAAAGCGCACAUUGAAGAAAAGUAUCACUAUAUCUAAAAUGGGAGAUGAGUUUCCAUCUAUCAUGUGGUAGGCUUCUUGUUCUACUCAUAUCUACAGGCUCAGGAAGGUGUCGAUCAACUUGGAGGGCUGAUCAAAAAAGUCAAACAUCACGAUUCCAACGCGCUUGCCCUUUUGCUGCUUCAGGAAAGUAACAAGAAGUUGGUUGACUCCACCGGCGGGGGUUAAGGUGCCAUUUCCAAGAGCCAUAAUGCGAGGCCACUCCGGUGGCACAUUGUCGGUAUUUGUGCUGGAGGCCCACGUCCAGAACAGGCUAUCGGGGUAUUCGGUGGUAGCCUUGAUGAUGUUCUUUGAGGUCGCAUUGUACUUCCACUGAAUAUUCUCGGUGGCAUUUGAACUAGUGGGAGUAAGAGGCUCGUAGUAGUCCUCGAUAUACGCGGUCAAAUUCUCCUUGGUGUUAUAAGUUAAAACGAUGUCGGGACUGUUGUCCGUCCACAGGCUGGGCGAGAAGUGAAGACCCGGCAGAGAGUUUGUGUAGGAAGAAGAGAGCUGAUCGAGGUCAAAACGACGCAGCAGAGUAAUUUUCCCACGGGCUUGGCCCAGGGUUCCCAGCUGGUCCUUGGUCUGGACAAAGUACUGUCGGGCAGCGGGAUUGGUCAAAGAAUUGUAGAGCUUCAGCUGAAGUGCGGCAUUGUUGGAUGCAUACUUGGCAGUCGAGCCUUCGUACUGCAUGGACAAGAACAGAGUCUCCGAGGGGUGGUCAUCGAGCCACUUGUAGAAACUGAACAGCACACCAUCCAAAUUCGCAGUCUCCGACAAGAGUCCCUGAGAAUGAUAAAAGACAAUCGAGCUGUUCGUGGGGUCGAAAGCAUAGCGAAGAUCGAAAGCUCGAAUGCCCAUAUUGAGCAUAUCAAUCAGGGGUAGCUCUUGGCAGCGAAGUGCCUCAGGAACUGGCAAUGUCACUUGAUUGAGGUCGGUGAUACCGCGCAUCGCAUCUUGCGUGGCUUUGGUGUAGUUCCACGUCGCACUAUCGUGGGUGCCAGGGAUGUUCAUGUGAACCAGGAGGGUAUCAUCCGAGUAGGCUUUCAUCCAUUCUGCCUUGCUGUUGGUUUGCUUGACAUAAGAGCCAAAGAUAGGUGAGGCAUCAUCGAGGACCUUCUGCAGGGCGUAAUGAGACAGCGAAGAUGCCUGGGCCAUAGAAGCCCACGAAGUGGCCAGGACGGCCAGGGGCAAGGUGGCGCCGCGCAUAGCGAAAUUUUAAGUCUUGUUUGAAUCGCGAAAAGUGGUAAUCGUCAGGAAGGAAAGAUGAUAGUUCUUGGCUGCACUUGGUUCAUGCAGACACCGUCUUUAAACGCCCUUUGGGCACGGACUGGCGCGAUUUUCGGCAAACUUCCGAACACAAUCCGCUUGGAACUCACCACUUUCUUGCCAACGGCCAGAUCGGGAACAGCAAAUAACGUCUCUGCAAGGUCGUAGCGAGGGGUUCAUUUCCCGUCGGAUAGUGCUUAUUCCCACGUGUGGUGAAGCUGAUCGCGCGACUGGCCCCCUGGCGAGGUGGACCCCCCGGUAGCCGAUCUCUAGUGCGACCGAAGCUGCCGAGCUCUGAUGUCAAUGCGAUCGAUAAAUUCAAAGACGUGCGCUUGAAGGAGAUGGCUAUCCAGCACAGUCUUACCGCUGGUCUGGUCCUCGGGGCUGCUGGCCCAGUCCUCGGCCUAUCGCCCCUAGAUACCUUCUACCCGCCAACUCUCAAUCAAACCGCGUACAUCUCCAACGCUUCCAUUGGAACGUAUGGUGGUAUCUACAAGGCUCCUACCAAUGGCCCGACCGGUGGGAACCCUUAUGGCACUUAUGACUACUGCUCAAUGCCGCACCCGCGCUCGCAGGAGUACAAGUUGCCAGGGCCCAUCGCGAAUGGAUCCGUGAAGGGAGAGCUUGUUUACCUCGAAUACCUUCAGCGGCAUCAGCGUCGCUCUCCCUACAACAUUCUCCCCGGUGGUGAAAACCAAGCUUAUGAGUGCGACAAUGUUCGGCCGUACCUCUAUGCUGGCGGAAAUAGCGAUAGUGGCAUUCAGCCCAUGCCCAUGUACGCUCAGACGUACCAGGAUCCCAACAACCCGUUCACCCCGGGUGUGAAUGGCACCUGCCAGUAUCCUCAGAUCACCAUCGGCGGUGUUCAGGAUGGAUACCAGCACGGCAAGGACCUCUGGAACGUUUAUGGCAAGAAGCUGGGCCUCAUUCCUAAGAAGCCCAACGAUCGCGUCUGGUUCCGUUCCAGUGAGUCCGCCUUGACUCAGGGCUCGGCCGGUGCCGUUCUUCGUGGAGUUUGGCCCGAUUACGAUGGCGCCUUGCCUCUGCACCAGAUGGUCUCCUCGGUCGAUACCGUCAACGAGGGCUAUUCCUGCAGCGCCAUCAGUUCGACACUGAGUGAGUUGCAGUCCACCACCGAGUGGAAGGAGCACCUUUCUGUGACUAGCGAGCUCCGUUCCGAGCUUGGCUCUAUGCUUGGCGCCACUUCCAGCUCGUGGCAGAACACAUUCGACCACUUCUCCGACAACUUCCAGGCCCGCCUGUGCAACGGCUACGACUUGCCCUGCAGCGUGUCUAACUCCUCUGCAUGUGUGACCAUGGACAUGGCGGAGGAAGUCUUCCGUGCCGGUGACUGGGAGUGGAACUACUACUGGCGCACCAACCCGUACGUCACCAAGUACAUCCAAGUCGUGGAGGGUCUUUUCAUCGGUGAAAUCGUCGCUCGCCUGCAGGCCGUCCAGGAUGAGAAGUCAUCUCUUGACUACAGCCAUAUCUUCGUUCACGACGGCGAUAUUGGUCCCAUCCUUGGGUCGCUAGGUAUCAAUGCCCUGCGAUGGCCGGCUAUGGCUUCCAACAUUGCUUUCGAGAUUUGGAAACCCCACAACAACGGUAGCGUUGGCUACUAUGCCCGUGUUCUUUAUAGUGGCCAGCCCGUGCAGACUAUUCACGGCACCUUGGAUUGGAUCAAGCUUUCUGAUCUGAUCGCUAUCCUGAGUGUUUAUGUGCCCGAGGAUAUCAAGUCGCUCUGCGGAUAGAUGGAGCUGUUGGCCCAAGGGCGUAAUGGGGCUUGUGACGCUAGAAAGAACCUUCAUAAAUUAGUCCAACUACCGAAAAUCAAUAACAAGGUCUUGUUUUACUCGAUAU
This is a messenger RNA of Penicillium brasilianum, 3219 nucleotides long. Lineage: Eukaryota; Fungi; Ascomycota; Eurotiomycetes; Eurotiales; Aspergillaceae. The record is from the annotation of a GenBank genome assembly.